This is a messenger RNA of Pieris rapae (cabbage white), 3742 nucleotides long. RefSeq names its product segmentation protein cap'n'collar. Bases 504 to 3587 code for a protein of 1027 amino acids. NCBI's taxonomy places the organism in Eukaryota, Metazoa, Arthropoda, Insecta, Lepidoptera, Pieridae. The record is from RefSeq and is a predicted model, not a curated record. Gene Ontology annotation, molecular function: RNA polymerase II cis-regulatory region sequence-specific DNA binding; DNA-binding transcription factor activity, RNA polymerase II-specific. Gene Ontology annotation, cellular component: nucleus. The transcript has 22 exons. Gene Ontology annotation, biological process: regulation of transcription by RNA polymerase II.
CGCAAAUUGUAAACGGUACUGAAAAGAAGUUAUUUGUUUUUAGAACUUUAAAAUUAUUGUGAAAUUACUGAUAACAUCUUAAAAACGCAAUUGAAAGUGUAAUUUAUGAUCCUUGUAGUGAGUGUGUUUGAGUGAAAAAUUGUAUAAUCAAGGAUUUUGAGUGAUUUAAGGCGGAGAAUGAAGCAGUAAUAACUUGCAGUUUUCCUUGUUUUUACGGUUUUUAUUGAGUUUAAUCCGUAACUGAAGGUAACGAAGCGGAACUUAAGUUAAAUACGUUGCUACUAUCUUGCACAAAGGUAGCAGGCCUAUAGUGAACUAAUUGGCAAACAUUCAAGUGAGUCAUUAUGAAUACUAGCAAAAUGGAUUCAAAAACAAAACACGUAAGAUUCUGACAUCGCCUCAAAAUGUCUCCCGAUAAACGGAAGAGAAGGAACGAGGUAAAAAGGACUAACUAGUUGAUGAUCUCAUUUAAGUGCUCAAACAAAGACUGAUAGCAAACAACAAUGAUUGCCUUAAAAAAACUUUACGGAGACGAACUACUCCGCUUAGCUUUAGUAUUAAGCCUCCUAAAGGCGAACCCGGAGGAAUUCUUAGAGAUAGAAACACAACAAAUGCUCACCGGCCUCCAUAUUUCUAACGGAUCUGAUUGGUCAUUGGAACAAGAAGCCAGAACAUUGAUAAGACCGCGAUUUGUACACCCUAAAUCGCUGGACAACAUUCUACUAAAUCACGAAAGACAUCUGUUCGAAGAGCUUAAUUCCCUAGGGCGGUAUAAUUAUCGGGUAAACAAUGACCGGAUAUGGCAUAAUCAAGCAAUUCAUACAUAUUUGGUUAAUAAUGUAUCGGCAGUUGCGCCCGGGCCUCCAAGCGACGAGCAGCAAACUGAAGAUGCCGUUUCCUCAGACGAAAAUGUAGCUCAAGAAGUGAAAAUAAGCGAGGAGGAAACGGAAGCUGACGAACCGCACACACCGGAUGCUGUAGUCACGCUAUCGGCGGACUUUUUUGAAAAUCGAACCGAAUCAGACAUCUUUGCGGAGAUAGGGAGUCGAUCGUUCGACGUGAACGAGUUUCUGCUGACUGAUGAAAUGCAGUUAAAGAAGGAAGAUCUUCUAGAUGUCAAGGUGAAAAUAGAGGCAAACGACGAAGAUGACCUCUACAGUGAUAAUGCUAUUGACGAUUUCGUACCAUACUUCACCGCAAAGGCUGAAAAGCUUGAACUAGAUGAAUCGUCAGUCUACCAUCAGAACAUAGCAGACCUACAGGACUAUGGGGAAGUCUUUGAAGACGUAAAAGAAUUGAGGAAUGAUCUCCAAAGUUUAGAUGUAAAACAGCAGCAGGAGAACUUGGAGCAAUAUUUGCUUGAAAACACGCCAUUGGAUACAGAAAUAUACGAGUUGGCCCCUUUCGAAGAUGACUUAGUUAUAGUGAAGAGAGAGAGAGCCAGUACGAGUUUUACAGCUAGCUCCAGUGGUGUGAGUGAGAUGGAUGCCUCUGACGUAAAGUUGGAGCCCGAUGAAGGUCAUCAUACUGGCGACGAGCUGACUCAGGAGGACAUGGAUCUGAUCGAGGUGCUGUGGAAGCAGGAUGUGGACAUGGGGUUCUCUCUGGAGGAUCCUAUGCAGCUGGAGGGUCCUCAGGCCACGAAAGUGGAGAUGGGCAAGGAGUUGGAUAAGGACCUGAAGGUUUUAGAAGAGAAGAAGAUGUUAGAAGAAUCUGAAAAGAUCGAGAAGGUCAAGGCUUGUCUGCUGGAUACUGAGAAUAAAGAGGAUGACCCCUGGGCUGGACUGUCAUAUACAGUUGAUACUGAAACAGGUGAAUACGUGAUACAAGGCGAUCUCCCUCGAGACCUGGUAAACACUGAAGAGUCCCGAUUCGAUUUGCUAGAAGAGGCUCUGCAGCUUGUUGAACUUGGUGACGAAGCUGAGACCAAGGAUGAACAGCCUGAGGCGGUAGAAGGGAGUAGCAGUGGAGGGGGCGAGAUGCUGCAUCCGGCGAUGCGGCACAUGCCGCAUCACCCACUCGCACAUUAUCAUAACCAGUCGUUGAUGCGGUCGAUGUCUGUGGAACAACGGUGGCAGGAUCUGGCGUCGUUGCUGACCAUCCCUCCGCCCCCGGACCAGUACCAGCACUACCACCAACAUGCUCAUGCGCAUAACAUCAGCCACGGCGCAGGGGGCCAUUACCCUCCCAACUACCACGCCCCUCAUGCGCCACUUCCGCCGCAUCCUGAAAAACUUGCGGAGCCCUACGGAGCUGCAGCCCCAAUCGAAAGUUCUUAUAAAGUGGAAUCAGCCCAUCACCCACAACAACAUGACGCUCUAUACUAUCAGAAUUCAACAUCGGAAAUGGCUCCCAAUCAAGAUGGCUUCCUGCAAUCGAUAUUAAAUGAUGAAGAUUUACAACUGAUGGAUAUGGCUAUGAAUGAAGGUAUGUACACAAUGCGCAUGUUGGAUGGCGCCACUGCGCAUGUGCCACAGAAUCAAACUCACAUGCCUAUGACCACAGAGCGUGAUUCGGCUUCAGACAGCGCUGUUUCAUCCAUGGGUUCGGAGAGAGUUCCAUCACUGUCUGACGGAGAAUGGUGUGAUGGAUCUGACUCAGCACAGGAUUACCACAGUUCAAAAUUCCGUCCAUAUGACGGCGCAUAUGUCAGAGAACGAAACGCCCAUGCACCACAGAAGAAACAUCAUAUGUUUGGCAAGAGAUGCUUCCAGGAGCAACCUCACUUGGAGCCCCUCGUGCCUCGUCCCCCAGCCGUGAAGUACGAAUGCGAACAGACAUAUCAUCACGAAAAUAUGCAUAUGCACAAUGUGGAGUACGGUCGUCAUCAGCUGGCAGGUCCUCAUGUGACUCCGCUUCAACCAGCUUUAGACCUGAACACGGCACAUUCCAGUCACGCCCUCCUGCAGAACAACGUAACUCCACCGGCGGUUAACCGUUUCCCGCUUUUGGGUGACAGAGUGAGACACAACCACACCUACAGCGCGCCAUUGCCGCCGCCAGACCAUAGACAACCGGUCAGAGACAAAAGAGUUCGGCGGCUCACAGAUGGCAGCAGUUCCGAAGGAUCCCCGGGACAUUUGAGCCGGGACGAGAAACGCGCCAAGGCACUCGGUAAAUGUAUACCGCUGGAAGUAGCAGACAUAAUCAACCUGCCGAUGGACGAGUUCAAUGAACGCCUCUCAAAACACGACUUAAGCGAAGCUCAACUCUCACUCAUCAGAGAUAUUCGGCGGAGAGGGAAGAAUAAGGUUGCAGCCCAAAACUGCCGCAAACGCAAGUUGGAUCAAAUCACAUCUCUUGCGGACGAAGUGCGCACAGUCCGCGAUCGUAAAAUACGUACGCAGCGCGAUCACAACGCACUCCUCGCCGAACGACAAAGGCUGAAGGAAAGAUUCGCGGCGCUUUACCGACACGUUUUCCAGAACCUCCGCGAUGGUGAAGGCAGGCCUUUAUCAUCAGCUCAGUACUCGCUGCAGCAGGCGGCCGAUGGAAACGUUGUCCUUGUACCCAAAAUGAACCCGCACCAAGACCACGGCAUGAACAGAACCGACGACGACAUGGACAGAAAAAAGAACUAUGAGUGACAUUGCCUACCUGUUUGGUAGCGAGACUGGAACAAAUAUACCUCUGUGUUUACAAAAUUAAUCCACGUACUUAAGAUAACAGAAAACGUGAUUUCUGCCAAAAGCAAUAAUUCUGUACAAAUUGCCUUAUUAAAGAUAAAAAUUCUUUUGAAACA